Messenger RNA from Baudoinia panamericana UAMH 10762, 873 nucleotides. RefSeq lists its product as uncharacterized. Lineage: Eukaryota; Fungi; Ascomycota; Dothideomycetes; Mycosphaerellales; Teratosphaeriaceae. The transcript has a single exon. Bases 1 to 873 code for a protein of 290 amino acids. The record is from RefSeq and is a predicted model, not a curated record.
AUGCAGUCUAACAAAAAAAGGCCAGAAGUUUGGAAAUACAGAGACGACACAGUGAAAGGAGCAGGAUACAUAUGGAAAUUGGCCGAUAUUCCGCGCUUCUACCGCACGAAAGAAGACUUGCACUUAUCGAACAAUGCGCUCGGACAAAUUUCGAGCGACGCCGCAGCAACACACCGGACCGCUUGGGCUUCCAUGGCCACCCUUGGCGGGCAGAUGGAGCCAGGGCACGCAGAAUCUACGGUGGCUUCGUCCAGAUCGUCUGGCGAACUCAACACCCACGAAAGCAGGCCGACGCCUCAACCAGCGACUGCGUUAUGUUCUAAUGACGGGACUCGGCCCUUGAUAUCAGACCAAGCGACAAGCGAGGCAGCUCCAGACCUGCAGGAAAUACACCAGCGCUCACCUCAUGAAGCUCAUCCCGCACGGACUCCUGGAAGCAAUCACGACCAACCGCUAUCCGCCGCUAUUGAUGGUGAGACUGAAGUUAUUACCACUAUCGAAGAGUCUCAGAAACCCACAAAGGAUUGUAACGCGGAGGUCAUUAUGCAGAGUGAAGACAGACUCCAUUACGGGAAGCUAGUGCUACAGCUCCGUCAAUGGAAAGAGCGACGUUCGCAGCUUACAGAAGAAAUCGCCGGCGCCCAGAUUCUGCUAGGCGACAUCGACGUGCUUCAAGACCAUGUAGUACAGGCAUCUGAAGAGUUGCUGGAACUAGAGCGCCAGGUCGAACAAGCUCAGAACAGAGUUGAAUCUGCACGCAAAGAUUUGGAAGCUGCCAAGAAUCGGGCUGAAUAUGUUACGGCUGCAAAACGAGAGGUCGAACGGAUUGACAAAACUUCGCUCGAAGUGCGUGAGCAAUUAGGCAUUGACUGA